This is a messenger RNA of Aspergillus udagawae, 867 nucleotides long. RefSeq lists its product as uncharacterized. The coding region runs from base 1 to 867 and encodes 288 amino acids. The record is from RefSeq and is a predicted model, not a curated record. Lineage: Eukaryota; Fungi; Ascomycota; Eurotiomycetes; Eurotiales; Aspergillaceae. The transcript has a single exon.
AUGGACGCCCAAGCCUACCUCAUCCGUCACGGCUGGUCCGGACCAGGCAACCCACUCAAUCCCGACCGCCCCCAGGGAGGUGGCCUUGGUCUCACGAGACCCAUUCUCGUCGCGCGGCGCUCUGGAAACCAGGGUGUGGGCAAGAAGACGACCAAGGACCCCACGAAUCAGUGGUGGCUACGUGGGUUUGAGGAUGCGCUGAAGGGUGUGGGGCAGGAGAGUGUCGGCGGUGCUGGGGCAGUACCGAAGCCGAAUGCCUUGACGAGUGAAUUGUAUCGGUUCUUCGUGAGGGGGGAGGUCGUUCCUGGUACGAUUGACGGGAAGAAGAAGGUGGUGGUUGUGGAAGACAUUAAGAAAAAGAGGAAAAGGAAGGAGGAGAGUGAGGUUGAGGAUGCUGAAGAGGCAAAGGCGCGGCGGAAGGAGGAGAAGCGGAAGAAGCGGAAGAUGAAGGAGGUUUCGUCCAGUGUCGAUGAGACGACUCCUGAGGGUCGAGCCGAGAGUAAAGAGGAGCGGCGACAGAGAAAGGAGGAGAAGAAGAAGAGGAGGAAACAAGAGAAGGAGCUGAGGAAGCAGGGGGAGAGCAGUGCCGGGGAGGACGAGAAGGUCGCUCGCAAGGAGAAGAAGAAAAAGGCAAAGAAGAAGACGGAAAAUCCAGAAGACGAAUACCCUACUCCUUCGUCUACGGAACCAGAGCAGACGGAGUCCAGCAGUGGACGGGACGAAUACCCAGACACAACGGCAAAGCCGAAGAAGAGGAAGGAGAAGGAGGACUUGAAACAGGACAAAAAGGCCCGGAAGAAAGGCGCGUCGUCCGAGGAAAGCACGAAAAAGAAUUCAAAAAAGUCAACAAAGUCGACAAAUGAGUGA